Messenger RNA from Juglans regia (Persian walnut), 2115 nucleotides. RefSeq lists its product as uncharacterized. NCBI's taxonomy places the organism in Eukaryota, Viridiplantae, Streptophyta, Magnoliopsida, Fagales, Juglandaceae. The transcript is spliced from 2 exons. The coding region runs from base 467 to 1828 and encodes 453 amino acids. The record is from RefSeq and is a predicted model, not a curated record.
UUAGGACGCAGUCCCUAGUUCCCAACUUCCUGGUCUCCCCCUAACCAAUUUCACAGUUCACACAAAACUCUCUUUUCUGAUUGAACUUCCUUUGGUAGAUCAUCAAAAGGUGUAUAUCUGGUUUCGGGGUUUUAACUUACGGCUGAUAUUAAAUAUGGAUGCUGGAGGAAGCGUGGAGUGGUUAUGACAGAGUUCAAUCUGUUAUGGGUUUCAUGGAAUUGGUACUUCUUUGGCGACCCUUUGUUUGAUUGCUAAUAAAAUGUAGGAAAAUAGGAUAUUGGUUUUUGUGAUUUCUGGUUGUUUUUGUUAUUGAUCGAGGAAGAAUGAACUUGUAGCGAAAUAACUCUGUCGGGCUUAGUGAAGUAUCAGUUAUCGUUUCCUUGAUAAUCCAUAAUCUUUUUUUCCGGGUCCUUCCCUCCAUGAGCACUAGACGAGGGCCUUAAAAGUGUUCAGAUCGUGUCAACGAAUGGAUAGUUCAGGUUUGGGAGGUGGGUUUAUGUCGAGUCCAAAUGGGGCAAUAUUAGACCUUGAAUCGUCGAUUCAUAGGCACCAACAGACCCAGUUGGGUCAUCCCUCGUUAAGACAUCAACAUCAUAUGAAUCUGAUGAGUGGCCUUGAAAGUGAUCACCACCCCCCCGUUGGACUUAUGGAAGAGAAAGGCACAGUCAUGAAAUGCAUGUCGAUGAAUUUCAGUAAAGGGAAGGCAAUUGCCCCCGCUAAUGCUCCCAACAGUAACAAUAUGAGUGAAGAAGAUGAGCCGAGUUUUACAGAAGAUGGAUAUGGGGACAAUGUUGAUGGGGGUAAAAGAGGGUCUCCAUGGCAGCGAAUGAAAUGGACAGAUGAUGUGGUUAGGCUUCUUAUAGCAGUGGUUUCUUGUGUGGGUGAUGAUGGCACGCUUGAGGGUGGGGAGGGGCUCAAGAGGAAAUCUGGUAUUUUACAAAAGAAGGGUAAGUGGAAAACAGUAUCCAAGAUAAUGAUGAGCAAGGGUUGUCAUGUUUCACCGCAGCAGUGUGAGGACAAGUUUAAUGACUUGAACAAGAGAUACAAGAGGUUGAAUGAUAUUCUUGGCAGAGGAACUAGCUGUAGAGUGGUUGAGAACCCUGCUCUUAUGGACUCAAUGCCCCAGCUCUCAGCUAAGGCAAAGGAUGAUGUUAAAAAGAUACUGAGCUCGAAACACUUGUUUUACAAAGAAAUGUGUGCUUACCAUAAUGGGCAAAGGAUACCCAAUUGCGAGGAUCUUGAUCUACAAGGCCAUUCUUUACCUCUUGGGAGGUGUUCGAAAGACAAUACUGGGUCAGAGGAAGAAGCUGAAGAAAAUAAUGACAGUGAGGAUGAUGAAAUAGAUAAUGAUGAUGAUAACAAUGCUGAGGGGGAUGUGGAGAGGAUGGGGGAGUUCAGUGGGAGGGAAAAAGUAAGUGAAGAGGAUGGCCAUUUCUGGUCACAAUCUGUUGCGCUGGAUAAUUUUGAAGCCGAAAUAGCCGAGAUUUUUGAAGACCCCACAAAGUCAUUAUGGGAGCGCAGAGAGUGGAUUAAGAGGCAGAUGUUGCAGCUCGAAGAACAAAGAGUCAACUUCCAGGCUGAAGCUUUUGAGCUUGAGAAACAACGUUUCAAGUGGCUUAGAUACUGCAGCAAGAAAGAUAGGGAGCUGGAAAGGUUGAGGCUGGAAAAUGAGAGGAUGAAACUAGAGAAUGAGCGCAGUGUAUUGCAACUGAGACAGAAGGAACUGGAGAUAGAUCUCAGAAGGUCAGAAGCCUCCAUUGGCCCUACUUCUGUUGGUAUUGACAGGCUGCAAGGAAGAGAUCACAUUGACUUGAGCAGGCGUCAAUAGCUUCUUGCAAAAGGGCUAGAAAUCAUGUAUAACAACAUCCUGCUAAACCCUUAAGAGUGUCAUAGGCACACUAACCUUAUGAGCCACUUGUAUCGCUUUGGGUAAAUUUUAGAAAUAAGUGAUAUCAUGCUUUAUGUGAAGCUUUUGGCUAUGCAGUUGUUAUUAAACACGUAGCCUUUUUUUCCCACUGUAUUUCUCAUGUUUAGACCAUGUAACUUCAUGUACAUUGAAGUUGUAAUAUGCUUUUAAACUUUUGGGUUCCAAUUUUCUACUUUUGAAUGAGGUAA